AUGAGCACGCAGACGCUGGCUUUCCACCAUGCUUCAAAGCCCAUCUCCGUCAACGAGUUCCGCGAUGCCGUGCUGGCAACAUGCCGGCCGCGGUUCCCUAUGGCUUAUUACGCCCGGCCGCAGCGUAUAGGCAACGGAGGUGUAGACUCAAUGGCAAUGGCAUAUCUCUUCUCUGCCCUCCUCAAAGUAUACAGGGGCAUCAAGAUAGCUGACAACCCCACCGAGAGUGCCUUUGGGAUUGUUGUCGACCAUAAGCUGCGGGAGGAGAGCUCCCAAGAAGCUUCCCGCGUUACCCAGGAGCUGAAGCAGCUUGGCCUCAAGGCUGUCAUCAAGACCCUGAAUUGGAGGGAGCAUAGGUGGCACGGUAUUGAACCGACCAUGUUGCCUAAUGUCGAGAGUCUUGCACGUACAAUGCGGUAUCAAGCUCUGGGGUCUACCUGUAGAUAUCUCCAGGCCCCUAGCCUCUUUUUCGCGCACCAUCAGGACGAUCAGUAUGAAACCGUAUUGAUGCGACUGCUUGCCGGCCAUGGAUACAGAGGCCUCCAGGGCAUUCGAAAAGCCAAUGCAAUUCCAGAGUGUUACGAGUUGCAUAGCGUCUACAAGAGCGGUCUCCUCGAUGACCAGAUGCAAAAGCACCCCUUCCUAAGCUUCAAACCACCGGCACGUGCCAUGAAGCGGCUGCGAUUCUCUCUAAAGGACGACAAAGAAGCAGAGCCCUGGGAUCAAAUCAAGUCAUACCUCAGUUUCGAUGAGAAUGCCAGGCCCUUUCCUUGGCAUCUGUCCCGAGAUUUUGACCCUAGCGUGCCGUAUCUGACCCCUCUGCAGAGCGAGGAUGGUGGUGUCAUGAUCUACCGGCCACUCCUGGAGUUUGAUAAGAAUAGGCUCAUUGCGACCUGUGAGGCCAAUGGCGUCCAGUGGUUUGAGGAUCACACCAAUACGGAUCCAACACUCACAACCCGCAAUGCCAUUCGGCAACUCACGCAAACCCACACGUUGCCCAAGGCUCUACAGAAACCAUCUAUCCUGGCACUGGCCAACCGAUCGAGACGGAGGGCUCAGCUGGAAGAGGCUGAAGCUCAUAGACUGCUGGUUCGCGAAAAUGUCAUCAGGGAUUUUGACCCAAAUGCGGGCACUUUACUCGUUGAUGUAUCCACACUUUGGAGCGAAAAGCCACCUCAGAUGAGGCGUCCGUUCGCUCAGGCCAGAGAAGAGGCACGCAAACGCUCCCGUCGGCUGAUGGCUACCAUAGCAGUUCGCAAACUCAUUGCCUUUGUAACCCCGGAGCUCCAUCUGCCGCCUCUUACUAAUCUGGAUAAUGCCGUAGACCGACUCUUCCCAGAUUUGUCUGGAACAUCCAACACCGAGCCGACAGCACCGCCAAAGGCUUUUUCAAUCGCAGGUGUACUCUUUGAACCCGUACCCAAGAUGAAUUCAGCAUCAUGGCUCUUGUCGAGAGCCCCGUAUCCCUCGAGGCAACCAUUGCCUGAGCGGAAACUCCCCGGUUAUCUAAACUAUAAAGCAGGCGUCUUCAAAUUAGAGGCUGCUGGCGAGCAUCCAAGCCGACAUCGUCAUUGGCGCGGGUGGAAGACUGCCAAGCUAUGGGAUGGGCGCUUCUGGAUACGCGUGAGUGCCUGUGUCGCGGCAAAGUUCCAUGUGCUUCCCUUUCUACCCUCUUACGCAAAGCCAUUUCGCAUGGCCCUGCCUCCGAGAGAGCGCGCAAGCUUGGAAAAGGUUCUCAAACACUAUGCUCCAGGAAAAGUGCGAUAUUCACUACCCGCCCUUUACAGUGUUGAAGAGUCUGGCCAAGAGGAGGGCUCGGAGCCAAUUCUGACAUUGCUGGCACUGCCGACUUUGGGGAUUCACGUCCCCGGCCUUGAGAGAUGGGUGAAAUAUGAGGCAAGGUAUAAGAAUAUAGACACUUGCAGCGCGGCCAUUGCCUUUUAA
Molecule: messenger RNA, 1944 nt
Organism: Trichoderma virens Gv29-8
Lineage: Eukaryota; Fungi; Ascomycota; Sordariomycetes; Hypocreales; Hypocreaceae
Exons: 3
Coding region: 1-1944 (647 amino acids)
Biological process (GO): tRNA processing
Molecular function (GO): ATP binding; ligase activity, forming carbon-nitrogen bonds
Source: RefSeq, a predicted model, not a curated record